UAUGUGUGAACAUCAAAAUGUCAUUCAGAUUAUUAUUCUGAUUGGGAUUAGUGGAAUAUACUAAAAUUCCAACAUGUCUAAUCAAAGAGAAUCUGUUUUUGAAACUCAAGCUGUCCCGGGAGUAAGAGAUACCGAUGAUCUUGAGGAUUUCGGUUUUAAGAGGCAUGAUACAGUGAUCCUUCAUCAUACUGGUCAAGUUGUACGAUGGAAUCGUAUGUCAUCCAUUAUAACGAAUCUGCCUACGGAUUCCUAUUGGAAUUCCCUGAUUCUCAUAUCGACGCUGAUAAACUACUUCGUUGGAACAAUAUGCUUCUUUUUUGCCAGAAAUUACCUGCUGAGUUUCAUUCCAAUCUAUGUUGCUUGUGAUUUGCUCUACCUUUUCAACGUUAUAGUAUUGUCCUUACACCGGUACUGGAAAGAUUUGAGUAAGAGAUCCUACACUGUUCGUGUUUCAACCUCAUCCUACGUACUGGAUAUAGUAUCACUUCUUCCACAAGAACUAAUAGCAGUGGCUAUUUUUGGAUCGAGUUCGAUCAUAUCCGUAUCCUUGAGGUGGAUAACUUUCAUCCGCUUGAGAUGUUUGAUUAGUUUCAUGAAGUCGUUCUCCCAAGUUCUGAACAACCGGUGGACUACAUUCGUCAUUGCCUUCUUCACAAUUAUGUGUGUUAUACAACACCUGUCCACCUGCUUGAUAUACGAAGCCAGUUGUCAUCACUUGAGAUGUAUUGAUCCAAGAUCACUAGUGAACAGCAGGCAAAGAGGGGCUAUAUCUUCGCUUACAUCCAACAUUUCAUUUGACAUCGAAGAACCGGAUUCGAUCUCGAAAGAUUUCUUUAAUUCAACCACUUUCAUGAAUAAAACAUUAAUUUCGAGCCAGAAGCAGGAGGUGCAUUGGUACGAUGGAAGGUGGUCAGGAAAGAUAAUAAGUAGAUAUCCGUAUUAUAAAAGUGCAGGAACUUUGGAUUGGUAUAUACUGAGUACUUAUGCGAUUCUGGAAUUAAUUCUGAGUAUGGGAUCUGGUAAUGUAGAACCAGAAAAUGCUAUGGAAAUGGUGGGAAUGACUUUGGUUAUGGUAGUUGGAUAUAUCUUCUUUUCCAUAUGGUUUAUAUCAUUCUCCUUCCAUAUGUUGACUAUAGUGAGGAGGAAUAGAGCAGAUUAUCUAUUCAAGAUUGAAAGUAUCAAGUUAUACCUCCAUGGGGUGAAUGUAAGUAAAGAAGUACUGCAUAAUAUCGACGAAUACUUUGAUAUACUGUGGAUGAAAAAAGAUGGAGUCAAAACAGCACCACAUUUUGAAACUCUGCCUCCUCCGUUACAAAUGGAGAUUAUGUAUGACAUAAACUGUGCCCACCUGCACAGGUCCCUUCUCUUUUUUGACUUGAAAGAGUUUUAUUUGAGGACACUGUCAUUGUUCAUGAAGCAUGAAUUUCUGCUACCAGGGGACAUUCUAUACUAUCAAGGAGUGGUGAAAAAGUCAUUUGUAGUUAUAAUCAAAGGAAUACUGGAAAUUUUAUCGGAUGAAGAUGACGAAAGUCCCAUUAUCGCCUUUCAAGGUGGAACUGUUCUAGGGGAGGCUUGCUUAUUUUUGAGCCUUCCUUCCAAAGCCACCGUGCGUGCUGCUGUUUACACUGAGGUGAAAUUAAUAGAUAGAGUGGAUUUCAUAAGAACGAUCUCUAACUAUCCUAUCGCUUUAUCUUAUCUGAGAGAAAGGAUAAACUUUCGGAUUAAAGAGACUAGAAGAAAUAUUGUGGUCAAAAAGAAUGAUCAUGUUGACUUUGAUAUCGGACAAAAAAAGGCAUUAGUUCCAAUAAAAGCUUUCAAAGAUCGUCUUUUGGAAAGGCAAAGGAAGGCUGCCCAACAAAAAGAUAAAUUUCGCAAAUCCACGGCUUUCUCUGGCGAAACAGUGACUUCAUCAAAGUUCUUUUUCAAUAUUUUGGAGCUUUAUCAACUAUCAAAUGAAGAUUCUAAUAUCGAGACCCCUGUAGUCUGUCUGACAUAUAAGUUCCCUUGGAUUUUGGAUUCUACCAGUUCCUUGGUCAGAAUUUGGGAGCACUUUGUAUUUAUCGUUCAUACAAUGUUCCUGAUUACAUAUGCUUAUCAAGUAGUAUUUUUGAGGCAACUAGAUGGGAAAGUUCACGGAAUGAGAUUUUUUUCUGAUGUUGUAUGUUUGAUAGAUGUCGCACUAAUGACAACUACCUCUGUUGUUAUGAAGGAUCAAGUAUUGCAAACUUUCAAGGAAAUUGUGAGAUAUCGUAUGAAGUCGUUAGACUUUUACAUGAAUGCUAUUCCUGUUUUCCCUUACGAAUACUUCAUGCUGGCCGUAGAUCAAAUUGAAAUCGAGUAUUACAAUAGAAUAUAUGACCUUCUCAUGGGAAUUAAAAUGCUCCGACUGAGACGAUGCUACUCCCUGAUGAAGAAAAUCGAAGUAUUUUAUUCGAAGAACAAUUCAGUAUUCAGUAUAUUCUACACUAUAAUUCAUUUUUGUGCCAUAACGUACUUCUCAGGAUGCAUAUUAUACCUGUGUUCUUGCUUAUAUGAGGUUUGUUCCGAAGAUUCAUGGUUUUUUCGAAUCAUGUUGAGGGCUGUUGAGAAUAAAGAAGAGGAACCUUGUUAUUUGCACCCGUUUGCAACUUCUAUGUAUUUAUCGGUCAACAUAUGGAUGCAUUUGGGACUUGGUGAUAUCAAAGCAGUUCUACCUGGAGACUUGUAUAUUUUUGUCAUAUACAUGGUGGUUGGACUAUUGCUUUUGACUUACCUUAUGUCUUCGCUCGCAGCAACUAUGUAUAUUAUAAAUGCAAAUUCAGAGUUGUUCCAACACGAAGUUUUCUCCUUUCAAAGGUUUUUGGAACACUACAAAGUUCCUAUAGAGCUCAGACAAGAAGUCAAAAGAUUUUUCGCCCUACGAUGGUCGUAUGACAGAGCUAUCGGAAAAAUACAGUUCAAGAAAAUGGCACCUAGCUAUCUCCAGAUGGUCGUGUUCAAGACAAAUCUGAUGAAAUUAUUGACUGGUGUACCUUUGUUUCAAAUAAUUGAUGUGGAUUUCUUGGUGGAUAUAAUUUUGUCAUCGAAUGUCACUAUUUUGCCAGAGGGUGCAACGGUUUGUUAUGCCGGUGAUGUAGACAGGGAAAUGUUUAUUCUUCAGAAAGGUUGCUGUGCCGUUUAUGACUUCAGAGGCAUAUUCGUCAAGAAUAUAAAGGCUGGAGACUAUUUUGGUGAUGUAGAAAUGUUGUUCAAUAUGAGUAAAUGUAACACUGUUCGAACAACUACUAAUUGCAAAUUGGCGCUGGUGACUUUCAGAGCGUUAAUGUCUGCAAUGAGCAUGUUUCCUGGAGAAAUGGCAAUUGUCAAUAGAGUUAUAAAUAAUAAAGAGUUCCUAAAACUUGCUGAAGCUAUAGAACUCAAAAAAAUGAUUACUUUCAUGGAAAAAGUUGAGGUAAAAAUUGUCAAGAAACGUAAGGGAUUUUUCAUCUACCUACAAAAGCUAGAAACUUCCUUCAUCUUUGCUGCAAACUGUUACAAGAAAUCUGGGGGCAAAGAGAAAUAUUGGGACCCAUUCAGGAAAAUGGGAAAGUGGCAAGUUCUUGGUGUAUUCUUGAUGCCGAUCACAAUUCAUCCUGACGCCUGGAUUCUGAAACUAUGGUUGAUGGUAAGGAUGGUACUCCUCGUGGCAAUGGGAAUGUGUUUUCCAUUGGCUCUUGGUUUACCUCCAGCGGGAGUUGUUGAGUAUGCUAUCAUCGGAAUGGCAGAAUAUUCCGCUUAUAUAGAACUCUAUCUUUUUCUCCACAUUGCUUAUUACAACCACAAUGGUCUAUUGGUAACUCAUCCAAAGCUGACAGCAAGGCACUACUUAACACAUGGGUUCGUCAUGGAUCUGACUGCUUCUCUCCCAUACUAUGCCAUUAUGCCAUGGCUCACAUAUAGCCAAGAUAAUCUAGAUCCGACAAUUGCACAUUUGGUCUCUCAUAAAACAUAUUGUCUGUGGCGAACCCUGUCUCUUCUGCAGUAUCAUCGAUUUAUCGGUUUCAUCUCCUAUCUGCAGUCAGACGUCCUCACGAGGAAAAAUUUCUAUAGUUUCCUGAUUAUACUGCCACUGGUGCUUCUCACAUUACUCAUAGGAACCACCGUAAUCAUCAAGGAAUGUCGAUAUACAUUCUUCACACAGGAAAUAGAGGAAUAUAAGACACUCUCCACCAUUGUUCUCUCCGAACUUGAUCAAAGCAAAACGUAUCAUGGUUACCUAUUAUGCAGGAAUGGUUCUUGGCUAAGUUACGUCAAGCAUCAUCAAGCUUCCAAGCCCAUACUGGUUAUAACCCUAGCUUUCUAUUGGUUCUUGAAUAUCUUCAGUCAAGUGGGUCUUGGAGAUAUUACACCCAAUAAUGAAUUUGGCAUGUACUGCACUUCAUUGAUAUCCUUCAUAGGAUUAGGCGUGUUCUCAUAUAUUUUGGCUUUUCUGAGUGGACAAACUGGAAGGUCAUCUAUAUUGGCACUAAAUUAUCAAGAAAAAAUACAAGAACUGUUGAAUUUUUUAAAUAAAGAAGGUGUGGUGGAAGGGAAGAUUAACAAGAUUUUUCGUUAUUUCGAAUAUGUCUGGAAGAGAACAAAAGGAAUGGAGAGAAAAGAGAUGCUUAUGGAUUUGAACUCAGCAUUGAAGGGUGAUAUUGCAUUACUCAUAUAUGAGAAGACUCUGAGGGAAGUACAGAUAUUCAGAAGAAUAUCAAGGCCCUAUUUGAGAGUUGUUGCGAAAAAUUUGAGAGAAGAAUACUUCUUGAGAAAUGACGUCUUAAUCAAAUGCUACGAUGUUCACAACUCCGUUUAUAUAAUUUUAAGAGGCUCAGUGAAUGUACUUACCCCUUAUGACGACGUUAUCACCAGCAUUGGAAGUGGAGGUAUCUUUGGCAAUAUUCAUCAAGCUGCUCCAGGUUGCAGUUCUGUAACUUUUAUAGCCGAACGGAAUGUUGACGCUCUCAAGAUUUCAAGCGAGAUGUUCCAUCUCAUAGCUCAAGAAUAUCCUGCUGUCAAAGAAGUUCUUGACAAGGCACUAAAAAAUGUUGGAGAUUAUAUUAUGCCUUCAUCAAAACAUAAGAAAACUUCUGAGGAAAGUCUUUCUCUAGGUGAGAUCAUUUCAACUGAUUUCUUUCAAUGA
This is a messenger RNA of Coccinella septempunctata (seven-spotted ladybird), 5140 nucleotides long. RefSeq lists its product as uncharacterized. The transcript is spliced from 20 exons. The coding region runs from base 74 to 5140 and encodes 1688 amino acids. NCBI's taxonomy places the organism in Eukaryota, Metazoa, Arthropoda, Insecta, Coleoptera, Coccinellidae. The record is from RefSeq and is a predicted model, not a curated record. Gene Ontology annotation, molecular function: protein-containing complex binding; voltage-gated potassium channel activity.